Messenger RNA from Blepharisma stoltei, 7319 nucleotides. NCBI's taxonomy places the organism in Eukaryota, Ciliophora, Heterotrichea, Heterotrichida, Blepharismidae. The record is from the annotation of a GenBank genome assembly.
AUGGGAUGCUGCAACGGCCGAACUGGAGGUGCUGAGCUUACUCCAGCCCAAGAACUUCCUGAAGAAGAAAUUGUAAUUCAUCAGCAAGAAAAUGACAAUCCUUUUUCCGAUAAAUCUGCCCAGACCCUCACAAAUGAGUUUUUACUUCAAGGCAAAUCAGGAAGGCUAACCUUUACCCAGCUAGAAAUUGCAUGUAGAAAUAUAGGCAUCCAGGUCGAUUUAUUAACAAGCUCAGAGUCCCAAUUUGCUUCUUUUUCAAAUGAGCUGCUGGAUGAUAAUGGGAAUUUUAUCACAAAAAAGCUGUAUUUGUCUUCUCUGCUUAUAGGACAAGGCAGCUUGACUGAAAAAAUUAAACUACUUUCGAAAUAUUUUGAAUUAGGUGGUGAAAACGGCUCAAUCACUGAAAAUAAUGCCCAAAAGUUAAUUGAAGAUCUAAUUGAAGUUGCAGUGGUCAUAUCUCCACAUUUAGCAGAAGGUGAAGGAAAAUUAACUGAAGAUGAAAUCAAAAGGUUUUCUCAAGAAUUAAACAAAAAUAAAUCAGGUUUAGUCAAAAAAUUGGCAGCCAAAAUUAUGGGGUCAGAGGAGCACAUAGAUACUAAACAAUUUAUAGAUAUAUUGUAUUAGAAUAUUUCUGAGGGUGCAGGCCCAAUGAUAGUGCCUUUUUUGAUAGUGUGCAUUUCACUGAAGUACUUUUGGUCUAAAAAAUGGGUUGAAACUUUUUGAUAGUUAUACAUUUGACAGAUAAAGCCGUAAAAUUUUGACCAAAUGCAUUUCGGCGAAAUGCGCACUGUCAAAAAUCCUUUGUCACUUGGCAUAGAACCAUUUCUGAUAUCACAAUUAUUGAUAUUGAUCUUAUAUUACACUAAAUUUGCAAUAUAUGCUAGUCCUAAAACUUAAGUCAGUAUAGUAUAAAUUUUUCAAAAACGAAGAUCUACAGCAGCUCUUGACAACAACAGGCAUAAGAUCAAUGCUUCGAGACGAAAAUGCCAGAGUUAUCUCUGUAAGAGAUGAAGUGAAAAGCAGCUUUGACUUUUCGAAAGCUAAAAAAUCUUUGCAGGAGCCCUACACAACAAAAGGCAACCCAGAGCUUGAAGAAGAAAAAAUAAUAGAGAAUACAACACUUGAUACAAAUCGAACAAAUAAUAAGUCAAGCGAAAUAAGUCUAAGUGCAAGAAGUGCUCAUUUUAACUUUGAAAGUGAGAUUGUUGAAGAACAGACUGCAGGGAAACAUGAAAAGAAAUCUUUGAUAGAAAAUAAGGAUUCUGUUCAGCCUUCUAAGCUGGAAACUCAAAGAAAAGAAGAAAAUUCAAGCCUGAAAAGAGAUAAAGAAGCUAUAGAAUCUAAAAGAGAAGAAGAAGAUUAUAAACAAACUUCUACUACCCAAAGUUUGGAGAAGACCGAUAAAAGUAAAAUAGUCAUUGAAAAGCACCAUCAGAAAGAUCAAGAGAAAUCAGAGAGAGAAAAAGAGUUCAAAAUUAUUAAUGAUACUUAUAGGAAUCUAGGGGAAAGAAGUCCCCGAACGGAAAGUGAAAUAACUGAGAAAUCGUUGACUGAUAUAAAGAUUGUUGAUCUUAACUCCCCUUUCGAGAGUGUAAAUCAUUGGAAAAUCUCAUUUUUUGGAAGAUUAUGCCGCAAAAAUUCUAUUAUGAAAAUAUUUCCAUGUAUAAAUAAUAAUUGUUAUAUAGCCAGAUCCAAAAUGAAGCUCUGGCUAUAAUAAAAAUGCAUAGCUAAUUCUAUUAAAUUUUUAAAUUUGUGCAUUAAAAUUUAUAUAAAAACAACUAAAACAUCUUCUGUGAGAAAGUAAAAUUUUUACUCGCUCACUGAAGGGGAGUAAGCUAUCUCCAAUUUUAGAUAAUUAUGAAGAAGAAGAGGAAGAGGAAAGCAGCAAUGAUAUAAAAAUUGAUUACAAUCCAAAAAUAGCUGCCAAGGAUAAUAGAAAGACUCACAAUGUUUCUCUAGAAAUAAAAGCGCCUCUCCUUAUAGAAAGUCAAACUUCUGAUGAGGCACUUAAUAGUUCUGACAUCGCUAAGGAGGGAAGAAAGGCUGACACUGAAAACAUUGAAAAAGAGAAAAAAUUGUCUAAUAAAGAUUUCGAAAAGCAAAAUAUUUCUGGGCUUAGCUCUGAAGGUAAUUUUAAAGCUUCUGAUGAAAUAAUCAUUAGAACUGGAAUUAUAAAUGAAGAAAGAAAAGUUGAUUCUGAAAUUAUUGAAAAAGAAAAUAGUACAUUUAUUCAAGAUUUUGGAGGUCAAAAUAUCUCUGCUAUUGAUUCUGAAAGUAAUUUACAAAAUAAUUAUUUAAAAGGUAUUGAAGAAGUGCAAAAAAUUAGUGUUCAAAGUUCUAGUGAAGCACAAAGUGCUCAUGGAUUUGGCUCAAAAAUUGAGUCAAAAAAGGACGAUGCUGUGAUUGUUGAAGAAAUAAAAGAAGGAGAUAAGGAAAGUAUCAAGGAAGCGCAACAUUUUGCAAAUAGUGAUUUAAAAACUGAGUUAAAAGUACAUGAAAUAAAAACUUUUGAUCUGGAGAGUAAUGGUGCUCAAAUUCAAAAUUCUAUGGAUUUUAGCAUUGAACCAAAAGAAGGGGAUAUUAACUCUCCCCCUCAUUGAGCGAGUAAAAAAUUUUGUUCUCUCACUGAAGGGGGUUAAUUUUUUUAUUUAAAAAAUUUAUAUAUAAAUUUUUAACUAUUUCUUUUUCCAAAAUCUAAAAAUCCAAAUUCGCAAGAAUUAGAAAGCAGAUAUUAAUUUUAAUUUGUAAAAUUUAUGUCUUAAAAUGCAAAUUGCUUAAAAUUAAAUAGAAUUAGCUAUAGUGUUCAUUAUACUAAUUAUCGCUAUAUAUAUUAAUAUUUUUUCAUAAAAAAAAUUGCAUAUUAAAAAAUUUGGGUUUCUGUUCAAAAAAUAGGGAUUUUUCCAAUGGUUUUUAGUAAGCAUAUUAACGAAGAUAAAAGACUAAACACUGAAAUUAUUGAAAAUCGUAGCAUUCCCAAACAAGAUUACUUAAAAAAUGUUGCUGGAGAAGAAAUACUAGCUGCACAAAGCAGUAAAGAUUCGCAAAAUUAUUUCACAUCUGGCUCAGAUACUGGAAGAAAUGUUAAGAAUGAGGAAAAAAUGAAUAAUGAAAGCAUCAGUGGCACCCAAAAUAUUUCUAUCAUUGCUUCUGAACAAAAUGAUAUCAAAAAUCAACAGGCAGAGGAUGUGAUUCUUAGACCAAGCAACAAUGAAGCUCAACUAAUUUCACCUCAUAGUUUAGAAGUUAAGCAAAGCCAUAUUGCGGGGAUAGAAAAAAAAGAUAGUGAAGACAUCAGUGACCCAGAAAAUAUUUCCCAAACUACUAUUGAUUUAAGACAAAACAUUAUCAAAAAUUCUGAGGAAGAAAAAAAUAUCAUAAGUGGACAUAUUAAAAAUACCAAUGAAGAAAAUGUUUUGAGCGAUAAACAUAAUUUAAGCACAGAUCUAGAGCUAAGCAUUAAAAAGAGCCUUGAAGAAGAGAAAAAAGAUGUCAAUGAAGAUAUUGCUAUCACAGAAAAUAAUUCUGCACUCAAAAUAGAUGAUGAUUCGCAAAUAUCUGAAGAGAAAAUAAUAGAUAAUAAGCUGAUUGUUAGAGUGAAAAAUGAUUCUGAAUUUAAUAAAGGUUUGGAAACAAUAAGAGAUGAAAUAAGAAAUAUUGAAGAAGAGAAAAAAGCAGAUAUUGAUGAAAUUCUAGAAUUACAAAAUGCUUCCAGCUCAGUUGCUGAUUCAAGAAGAUGUGGCAUCCAGGAUAUUGAAAAUUUAGAAAAAGGUAGCUUAAAUCUCACCAGGGAGGAGGACACUAAAGAUAUUGACGAAACUAAAAAAGUCUUUGGACUCAGCUCAAGUGUUGACUCAGUAAAAAGCGAUUUCAAGAAUAUAGAAGAAGGGAAAAAAGAUGAAAUGGAAGAGAUCCAUUCCGAAGUGAAAAGCACUUCUGAACUCAGCUUGGGGAUUGAUUCAGAUAUCGAUAUUAAGAAUAUUGAAGAAGAGAAAAAAGAUCUAGCCAAAGAGAUUCUAGGAGUGCAUAAUGAUCCUGCUUUCAAUGCGAGCCCUGAUCCCAAAAGUAAAGAUAUUAGGAAUACUGAAAAAGAAAAUCAAUAUGUCGGCAAAGAUAGCAAAGUUCGAGACUCAUCUACACUCAGAUCAGAAAUUGAUUCAAAAAUAGAUUAUAUCGAUAUAAUUGAAGAGAAGAAUAAAUACAGUAUUGUAGAAGGUAAAACUAACCCUAUUGAAAUACGUGAAAGUGAGACUAUUGAAGAAGGGAAAAUGAGUGUUAUUGAAGAAGGCGAUACUCAAGCUAUUGAAGAAGUGAAAAUUGAUGCUAGUGAAGAAGUAAAAACUGAAACCAUUCAAAAAGUGGAAAAUGACACUAGUGGAGUCAAGGCUGGCUUUAUUGAAAAAAUAAAAACGGGAGUGUAUGAAGAAGGGGAGACUGGAGAUGCUGGAGAAGGGGAAAAAGAUGCUAUUGAAAAAUUAAAAGCUAAUGCCAUUGAAGAAGUAAAAAUUGAUACCAUUCAUGAAGCUAAAUCUGAUACUAUUGAAAGAGCUAAAACUGAUUUUAUUGAAAAAGUUAAAACAAAUGUUAUGGAAAAAGGUGAAAAUGACAUUAUUGAGCUUAAAACUGAUGCUAUUGAAAAAUUGAAAGUUAGUGAUAUUGAAGAAAUAAAAACUGAAGUUAUUGAAGAAGUGAAAAUCGAUGAUACUCAAGAAGUGAAAACGGGUGAUAUUGACGAAAUGGAAAUUGGUGCUGCGGAAGAAAUUAAAAAGGGUGAUAUUGACGAAUUGAAAAUCGAUGCUACUGAAGAAGUUAAAACGGGUGAUAUUGACGGAGUGAAAAUAGGUGCUGCUGAAGUUCUUGAAGAAGUGAAAAUCGAUGCUACUGAAGAAGUGAAAACAGGCGAUAUUGAUAAAAUAGAAAUCGGUGCUACUAAAGAAAUUAAAAAGGGUGAUAUUGACGAAGUGAAAAUCGAUGCUACUGAAGAAGUUAAAAAGGGUGAUAUUGACGAAGUGAAAAUCGGCUCUAAUAUUGAAGUGAUAAAAAGUGAUAUUGACGAAGUGAAAAUUGGUGCUAAUGAUGAAGUGAAAAAGAGUGAUUUUGACGAAUUGAAAACUGAUGCUAUUGAAGAAGGGAAAACCCGUGCUAUUGAAGAAGGGAAAGCCAUUGCUAUUGAAGAAGGGAAAACUAAUGUUAUCGAAGAAAUAAAGACUGAGGCUAUUGAAGAAGGAAAAAAUGACACUAAUGAAGAAGGAAAAACUGGCAAUAAUGAAGAAGGUAAAACCAAAACUAUUGAAGUGAAAAAGAGCGAUAUUGAAGAAGCAGAAUUGGACUCUACUAAAGAAGUUAAAAAGAGCGAUAAUGAAGAAGCAGAAUUGGACUUUACUAAAGAAGUUAAAGAGGGUGAUAUCGAAGAAGGGAAAACUAACGCUAUUGAAGAAGGGAAAACCUAUACUAAUGAAGAAGGAAAAACUAACGCUACUGAAGAAGGGAAAAUUGACAUUAAUGAAGAAGGGAAAACGAACAUGAAUGAAGAAGGAAAAACUAAUGCUGCUGAAGAAGUGAAAAUCCGUAUUAUUGAAGGUGAGAACGCUAACGCUAAUGAAGAUGUGAAUUAUGGUGUCAUUGAAGAAGCAAACCCUAAUGCUAACGAAGAUGUGAAAAUGGGUGUCACUGAAGAUAGCAGCCAAAUUCUAAUUUCCUCUGGUAUUAGACAAAGUGAGAGCGAAAGUGAUAAUAAAAAUAUCAAGGAAAAAGAAAAAUCAGAGCAGAAUCCAGAAAUUCAUCAACGUGACAUUAAAAAUACUGAAGAACAUGCAAAGAUGAGCUUGGAAUCACAAAAUAUUCCUAAGCUUUUCCCACAAAUCGAAGGUACUGAUAUAGAGGGCGAAAUAAUUGCAAAAGAGGUUGCUGAAACUCAAUAUGCUUUAGGCUCUAAAUCAAAUAAUUCUAAUUUAGAAGAAAAGACAAAUAUCGAAGAAAUUAGCAGCUUAAGAAUAGAUGAAAAUAAUCAAGAGACCAUUAAGCAGGCUGACAGCAAAAACAUUGAGGAAAUAAAUAUAAGAGACAAGAGUCUGGAUCACAAAACUUCAGAGCUAGAUGCUAGCAUUGAAUCAAGAAUAGCUAAUGUAGCAAAUCUAGAGAUUGAAGAAGAUAAUGAGCAAGCCAAGCUUACUCAGAGCAUUGAAUCAAAGCAUGAAAGUAUCAAAAGCUUUGAAGAAGAGGGGAAAAUUAGCAUUGAUUACAGGAGAAAAGAAGAUAUGGAGCAAAACUUAUAUAAAAAAGAUCUCGAAGAAAAUAAGGUUGAAGCUUUGGGUAGGGAAGGGCAAGAAACUGCUGUAGAAAUUCAAGUCGAGCCUGUCGCAAUUUCUCUGAAUCCUGAGUUUCAAAAUUCUAAAGAAGGGACCAUUAUUGGCUCGUCUGCUCCAUUUUUGGAAAAUAAUCCUGAGACAGAAGCAAUACAAAAGGAAAAUGAGAGCUCUAAUAUUAUUAAUACAGAGAAGGAAUCAAGUAAUACCUCAUAUAAUGGCAUUUCACUGCAGUUAGAUAGGAAUACUAAUUCAUCUGCAGUGGAGAAAGAUAAAGUUCCACAGUCAGAAAUUAUUCUUAAAAUUGAAUCCGAAAUUCCAGUGCAAUCAACCAAUGACGAAUCUAAAGAAUAUGAAGCAAAAAAUUUCAAAACUGGCUCUUCUAGCGCAAUAAUAAAAACAACUGAUAAAAACACCACUAAGCCAUAUGAAAAUAGUGAAACAGCCAACAAAAUAGCUCCUUCUACAAUAGUUCAUGAACCUGAGACUAAAGUCAUUCAAGAAAAUUACCUUUCAGCAGAAAAAGCUUUUGCAAAAGAUGUCAGUGUUUCGAUGAUGCUAGAAAAUACAUCCUCAAUUAUAGAAAGUCCGAAAAUAGUAAAUAAUUUCGAAUCAGAUAUGACGAAUCAAGCAAAAUUAGAAAGCUCACCAAGUAGGGGAAGUAUAGGUAUGGAGGAAGAUAAAGAGAGAGUAUCUCUAUUUCCAUAUCAAUAUUUAAGCCUGACCAAAAGUGAAGAAAACAUAUCAGAACAUCAUCAAUCCUCCAUGUCUGAGGCUCCAAAAAAUGUUCAAGAAGUUGCCAAGCUAGCAGAUAGCGGCAAACCCCAAAAAGAGAAAAAACCAGUUGUCAUUCAAAUGAAUCUCGGACCAGGAAAAGUCGAAAAAUUUGAGGUGCGCCCAGGAGACGACCCUGUACAGAUGGCUUAUGAUUUUGCUAAUUCACAUCAGUUUAACCAAAGGGAAAGGCUAAAACUUGUUAAAACAAUGACAGAGUUAAAAGCCAAAUUGAACUAUUAA